AUGUCUUCAGCGACAACAACACAACCGAUACAAACGGAUCCAAUAACAGCAGAUCCUUUAACAACGGAUUCGAUAAGAACAGAGCUGAUAACAGCAGAACCGGUAAAAGGAUAUGAAUUUGAGAAUAAAAAAGCUGUGACCAAAUUACAUGAAAAUACUUGGAUGUCUCUAAUCGAGCAGUGCAUAACCAUUUUGAGUGGAACGACUAUUUAUGCUACUGAUGAGUUCAAAAAUUUAUUUCAAAACGAGGUAUUCAUCACAAAGGUAUUUCAACUUUUCGAUCAAGAUAUGGAUGGAGUAAUUAAGCAAGAUGAUUGGAUGAAAAAAAUAAGACUUUUGGUUUCUAAUAAAGAUAAACUGGAUCAAAUAGAAUCUAUCAUUAAUGAAAUAGUAAAAAAGGAACCAAUUAACUUUUCGACCUUUAAAAAAGUUUUUGAUAAUACUAAGUUUUUGAAAAAUUUUAUGCUAUUAUUGAGUAGUGGGCGCAAAUCAUACGUUACUGCGACUGAAAUUAGUUUCUUUCUGAUGUCAAUGACUGAUCCAAGAAACACGUAUGACUUUAACUUGAAAAUUUUUAAACAUCUUAAAAAGUUAUACCUUGAUCAUACAUCAAAUCCUAGAGGGAUGACACUCAAGGAAUUCAUGACCCUCGUAAACAUAAAAACUGAUACAUUCGGGAAGAGAAUAUUUGCAUUGUUCGACAAAGAUGGUUCUGACUUCAUGACAUGGCCAGAAUUUAUGGACUCCAUGCAGUGUUAUUCAGGAAAACAGCAAGACAAACUACGAUUUCUCUUUAAUAUGUAUGACUCCGAUGGUAAUGGCCUGAUCAGUAAAGAAGAACUUGCGGCAUUUUUAAAAGAUAGCAUGGCUGAAAAUGGUAUAACAUUGGACGAACAUAUCACUCAUGGACUGGCAUCAGCUUUAUUUGCAGAUGCUAAUCCAAAUAAGCAAACGGGGAUAACUUUCGAAGCUCUUAAAAAUCAAAUUGAGAAACACGAUGGGCUCCUUGAAAAUUUAACAAUCUGUUCUGAUAAGUUAUUGGUUACACCUGGAUCUGAUGAAUCAAAAAGUUUUUUUGAUAAAUUUAAAUUACCUCGUAAAUUGCAAAGCUCUUAUAUUAAAAAUAACUACAUCAAAAUUACUUUCUUGGCAAUGUACGUAUUGACAAACUUAAUAAUUUUUGUAUCAAGAGCUUAUCAGUAUAAAGAUAAUAAUGGAUACUUCAUUUUAGCAAAAGCUUGUGGACGAUGUCUUAGCUUUAACAUACCAUUUAGCUUUAUUUUAAUGCUUCGACAAUGCAUAACAUUUCUACGAAAUCGAGGAUUUAAUAAUUAUUUGCCUCUUGAUCACCAUAUUUAUUUGCACAAAUUAACAGGAAUUAAUAUAACCAUCUUGAGUAUUGUACACACUGUUAUGCACUUUGGAAAUUUGAUAUAUAAAAUGGACACCAAUGGUUUCUCAGUGCCUUUUAGAGAACUUACUACUGGGAUCCUGUUGCUCUUAUGUCUAAUCAUAUUAUUCAUUUUUUCUCUACCAUUUAUUCGACAAAAAGCUUCAUUCGAAAUUUUCUAUCGGACCCAUCUACUGUGCAUGCUCUUUAUAGCUGUGGGCACAAUUGGACAUGUCACAGCCUUUUAUUAUUGGAUCAGUGGGCCGUUGGCCCUUUUUAUAAUCGAAUUUUUCUACCGACAUGCCUCUCAAGUCUCAGAAAAAGGAAAAACCUAUUCGACUGAAGGUGUUCUUUUACCAUCAAGGGUUACUCAUUUGAGGAUCAAGAAACCACGAAACUUUGAUUUUCGUCCUGGAGAUUACGUUUUUGUAAAUAUACCAGUUAUUGCUUAUUGGGAGUGGCAUCCUUUUACUAUUAGCAGUGCUCCUGAAGAAAAAGAUUACUUUUCAUUGCAUAUCCGAGGUGUUGGGGGAUGGACAAAUAAUCUAUAUUCAUACUUGGAUCAAGAAUAUAUACGUAACCUAGAAUAUAGGAAUCGUCCUGUUGAUAAAUAUCGGGCUUCAGUAGGACCUCCCAAAAAAGUUGAUAUUACUGAGGAAGACUCAAAAGCAUUUAAUAAUCUUGCUUUUGUUCCUGAUAAUGAGCCAUCGUCAUCAAAUAUAAAGUCAUUCUCACCAUCAUUCAAGAUAGAAAAAGAGACUGAUGAUAAAGUGGCUGAUUUGCCGAUCAGAAGAAAAAGCGAACCUUCAAUUGAUCCUAAAAAACCUUUUGAAAAAAUGAAAUCUUUGUCAACAAUAAAACUCGAUCUCGAAAGAGAUCGACCAAAAUUCAAGGCUGUUGUCAGAGCACAAACAGAUUAUCAUUUUAAACAACUGAAAACUGAAAAUGUGAAGAAAGUUAACUUUUCUUCAUUUGAACAAAGCUUCCGGUACAAGCGCAAUGUACCUGACGUUAUUACAUUUCCGAUCCCAAAAACGGAUGAUGAAAUACACACGAUACAUACAAGCAAUCAGCAACAGUAUGAAGUUGAUACAAUAUCAAAAGUUGAAGAAGGUAGAGUUAGAUACAAACGAAAUUCUACAAAUCAGGACGAGGAAAAACCUUUCAUUGUAAAUAUUCAGGGACCCUUUGGAACACCAUCGAGUCAUAUAUUUCAGGCGCAGCAUGCAGUGAUCAUAGCAACGGGUAUUGGCGUUACACCAUUUGCAUCUAUAUUACAAUCUAUUAUGCAUCGUUAUAAGACCAAAAGUAAUUCAAUGAAACUUCAAAAAGUUGACUUCUUUUGGCUAAACAGAUCACAUCGUUCGUUCGAAUGGUUUGUUGACCUUUUAACUCAAUUGGAAAUAGAUCAAGCAGAAAAUGAGAGCAAACAUAGAGACGAAGACGGAAAGACAACCGUGGAAAGAUUUCUAGAAAUGCAUAUGUAUGUAACAAGUGCACCGGCAAAAACUGAUAUGAAAGCUGUCGCUUUGAAUAUGGGCUUGGAUUUGCUAUUUCAAAAGGAAAAACUAGAUUUCAUUACCGGACUUAAAACUAGAUCAAAAACCGGCAGACCGGAUUGGGACGAGGUGUUUCAGGAACUAAAAAACAAACAGAAAGGAAAAAUUACUGUUUUUUAUUGUGGUCCACCACAGUUAGGUCGUAUACUCCGUAAAAGGUGUGAAAAAGUGGGUUUCGGUUUUCGUAAAGAAAGUUUUUGAUGUGACGAGUUUAAAUUAGCAGUAUAUGAUUGUUCUUUCAUUCGAACAACCGUUAUAUAAUUUUGGCCAAAAUAAAAAAUCAUUCACCGUCUGAGUUUAUCGAUGGUGUGUGAAAUUUCAUUUCAGAUGUACGAAAACAUUACAUUCCGCCACUAUAAGAAAAA
Molecule: messenger RNA, 3314 nt
Organism: Trichogramma pretiosum
Lineage: Eukaryota; Metazoa; Arthropoda; Insecta; Hymenoptera; Trichogrammatidae
Gene: Nox
Product: NADPH oxidase 5
Exons: 19
Coding region: 1-3150 (1049 amino acids)
Biological process (GO): defense response; superoxide anion generation
Cellular component (GO): NADPH oxidase complex; plasma membrane
Molecular function (GO): calcium ion binding; superoxide-generating NAD(P)H oxidase activity
Source: RefSeq, a predicted model, not a curated record